AUGGCGACCAAGGCGGCGCGUUCCCGGCCGUUCUUGAUAAUCAUGGACAUGGUGAAAAACUACGACCUCCUGGAAGACCCAGGAUCGCUUGGCUUGGAAGUCGUGGAGUGCAAGAGGAGUGCCGUCGGCUGCGGGCCGACUGGCGCGCUCGUCUUGGAGGGCGUCUCGCUCUACUUGGUCCGCGGCGGCGACGACGACGACCUGGAGCGCUACCCCCGGAUGUGUGUCCGCGUGUCCGACCAGGCGUUCGACCUCGUCAGCGCGGAGAUCGACGACAGGACGGCGGACAUCUGGGGAAGGAAUCUCCACAUGGGCUGCCGCGUCUUCUCCAUGCAAGGGGAUGUCAUGGUCAUCAGCCUGGUGUUCAUCGCCAACCACGAUCCCAGACCUUUCCGGGCGUACUACCUCGUCUACGACUCUGCCACCACGUCUCUCUUCAUGAUCCCGUACCCGGCUACGGAUUGCCUAACCAUCGGCAAGCCGUGCCCUCUCCCGGUGCGCCGCCCAGACGACGGCCGCUACACUCUGGCCUUCCUGAAUCACGAGCCGGAUGCGCUCUGCCUGUGGUCACUGCCGCCUCUGCCUGACAACAUGAAGCCUCCGGCACUGCCGCUUCCGCAGAACGACAUGGAUCCGUGGGUGGCCAAGAGCCGUCGGCCUACCAUUUCCGACCGCUUGGAUGUGCACGUGGUCUUUUCGUCCAAGGACUAUGCUUUCUGGGUGGAUCUCAAGCAAGGUAUCCUGUAUUGCAGCAUCAGUGAUAUGCUCAAUGGUGAAGAGCCCGUGGACUUCAAGUAUAUCCCGUUGCCCAAGGAGUGCAGCAUGCCCACCGACAUAAUGGACGCGGCGCAUGUGCACCGCAAUAUGGGCUUGGACGGGGACUCCACCAUCUGGUUCGUUGCCAUCGAACCAUCAGAAAACAGUGUCAGGCACACCAAUGUGAAGGUUUGGACUCUGGACCUCACACAGCUCAUGUCCAAGAAGAAGACUAAGAAGUGGCAAAAACUCAGGGAGUUCAAAAUGCAAAGCAUCUGGCGGCUGUAUGCGUUCCGGAAGAAGGGGCUGCCGAGGACCGAACCCAGGUUUCCCGUCUGGAGGCAAGAGCGCGACGGUGGCAUACUUUACAUGCUGCUGCCUAGGCUCAACGACAGGCAUGGCUACCUUGUUGGCAUUCACAUCGGGUGCAGCACAAGUAAGAUGCGUCUUCUGCCGUACAGAUCUCUCUCCAUUCCAUGGAUCAACCACCCUGUUGUGUUGCCUUCUGAUUUCUUCACUCUGGGGGACACAGUCGUUUGA
This is a messenger RNA of Triticum turgidum subsp. durum (durum wheat), 1296 nucleotides long. The record is from the annotation of a GenBank genome assembly. NCBI's taxonomy places the organism in Eukaryota, Viridiplantae, Streptophyta, Magnoliopsida, Poales, Poaceae.